This is a messenger RNA of Daphnia pulex (common water flea), 1047 nucleotides long. RefSeq names its product NF-kappa-B inhibitor-interacting Ras-like protein 2 (gene kappaB-Ras). The record is from RefSeq and is a predicted model, not a curated record. Gene Ontology annotation, molecular function: GTP binding; GTPase activity. NCBI's taxonomy places the organism in Eukaryota, Metazoa, Arthropoda, Branchiopoda, Diplostraca, Daphniidae. The transcript has 2 exons. Gene Ontology annotation, biological process: canonical NF-kappaB signal transduction. Bases 150 to 722 code for a protein of 190 amino acids.
UGUGGGGUGGAUCUAAGGGUUUUAUCGGUUGCCUGGUAACGAGGGAAGCAAUUUAUUGUUUUUAUUACAAGUUUCAUGUUAGUGAUUGAGAUUUACGAGAAAAGCCGAGACGACCACCACAGUUACAAUUGUGUUUAGGUUAUUAGGAGAUGGUGAGAAUCAAUAAAGUCUUGCUAUGUGGAGCCAAACAGAUAGGAAAGAGUGCAAUUCUAGAGCAACUGAUUUACGGACACGUCACCAGAGAUACGGUUGUCUACCCUACUAUUGAAGAUACAUAUGAAUGCUAUGUGGACACUGAUCGGGGAGUCAAAGAGUUGGUGAGAUUUUACGACUUGGGAGGCAUCACCUCCAAAAACAAAGAAGUUCCUCGUCAUUAUUUCAGUGUAGCUGAUGCCUACGUCCUAGUGUAUGGAAUCAACAGUCAUGACUCUUUCAUCAUCAUGGAUUCCUUGAAAAAAGACAUUGACCGAAACAAAGAGAAGAAAGAUGCAGUGAUAAUUGUGCUGGGGAACAAGUUGGACUUGGUUGAAGAAAGACAAGUGGACUAUUCUCAGGCUUCCCUGUGGGCUGCAAAGGAACGUGUUAGACUAUUUGAGAUCUCAGUUUUCGACCACCAAACCUUGAUAGAACCGUUUGUGUAUUUAUCCUCAAGGUUGAACCCACCUCCACAGAAAUCUACGUUCCCUCAACUGAGCAUGGGAAGGAGCAAAAUCAAAGAUUAAAUAUGCCAGUUACUUAAAAUUAAUAAUGCUGUUUGUUUUCCUAUUUAUAUCUCUCAGUAUUAUAUAUCAAACUAUCCUAUUUUCCCUCUCGUAAACAAAUCUCUUUCAUCUCUGGAAUCAAUAAAUGAUAUAUACUUGCAUGAUUUAUCUAUCCUGGUAAAAAUAAAUUGCCUAUCCUGAUUGAAGAAGACUACAAAUUUCCUCUCGCUUUUCGCUUGGUCUUGUUGUUGUUGCAAAGAGAAAAUUGUUUGUGAUACACACCGUGUAUAAAUAUAUAGCCCAUCAUGCAUGAUCUUGAACAAUAAUAUACAGUCUUUGAACUUUG